AUGGCCCUGCAGUGGUCGACCCAGCUCUUGCAGGCUGUCCCUCCUUCAGCCCUGCAAUGGUCACCGUGUCCAUCCGACCCAGCCCUCGACUGCACAACCCUCACCGUCCCCCUCGAAUACGCCGACCCUGACAAUGGCAAUCUCGCGCAUAUCCCCCUUGCCCGGUUCAACGCCACAGUCCCGACAUCCCAGCGCAAGGGCCAUCUUCUGACAAACCCCGGCGGACCGGGCUCAUCCGGCAUCGAUUUCCUCCUCAACGGUGCCGGCGAGGGAAUCUUCAACAUCACAGGCGGAUUCUACGAUAUCGUCUCCUGGGAUCCACGCGGAGUAGGCUCUGCAAGACCCCUGCUACAAUGCUUCAACACAGCCGGUGAAGAGACCGAAGCAUCCGACUCCGUCUCUGCAGCCGCCAACGUCGAAUACACCCAGCUCACGAACCAGAGCUACAUGCCUGAAUUCUACUCCGCAAUCCAGGACUACGAUGCCGAAGUCGGGACUCUCGCAAAUGCAUGCGCCGAGCAUAACUCCACAGCACUGUACACCUCCAGCGCGGCAUACGUCGCGCGAGACAUGGCCGCCAUCGCCGACGCCCUAGAGAGAAAGGACAAUGCAACACUGAACUACUGGGGCUUCUCGUACGGAACGAUCUUCGGCGCGGAAUUCAUCCAGACGUUCCCUGAGCGCGUUGGGCGGAUCGUCUUCGAUGGGGUAUUCGACCCCGAGGCAAACGCAAAGACAUACGCCAGCCAACUCCCCAACGACGAGCUAUUCGUGCGCGAUACAAUCGACGACCUGGUUGCAUUCUGCAAUGACGCUGGGCCAGAUGGAUGCGCUUUGAGUAGACCGCCAGGAUCCCCGAAUAGCACUAUAGACAUUGCAGAGCGUCUCGCGACCCUGCAGGCCUCUCUAUACGAAACCCCUGUCGAAGUCCCAGACGGCUCGUUCUCAAUCGACGUCAGCACCUUUUCUUUCUUCAUGUACUCGUUCAUCAAACUCCCGACCACCUGGCCGGCCGUUGCCUCUGCCGUCAGCGCCCUUGAAGCCGGCGACGCAGGACCCCUCGCCGACCUUCUCACAGACGGAGUCGGGUCGGGCUCUGUAACGAACCAUUCCGCUCCAGAUACAGGGUCUCUAGCAGGCUGGCCGCUGCAAUGUAUUGACAACGCACCGACGAACCACACGACUGUCUCAGAGCUGGCGAAAUUGGUUCGUGAUAUCUCGCUUGCGGAGAAAACGCCCUGGCUGAACGCCGAUCUGGCGACGCUAUCCUUUUGUCGGAAUUUCCCAGAUAAAAGACCCAGAGUAUCGAAUCUCGGUGCUGGAAUGCUGAAAUCUGGACGGACGAAUGAGAUCCUUACUGCGCAAGUUACACCUGUCUUGAUUGUGAAUGCGCUGCAUGAUCCUAGUACACCUGUGACGUCUGCUCACAAACUGCAUGGCUGGCUGGGUUCGUCCUCGCGUCUUAUUACGAGACGUGGGCCUGGGCAUACGAGUAUGAGUCUUGCGUCGUUGGGUCUGGUACAGGCUAUUCGGGAUUAUCUGCUUGAUGGGCAGCUGCCUGUCACUGAGGUUCAUGACGUGAGUCAGUUGGUGUUUGAUAGCAGAAUUGACCAGGAUACCAUGACUCCUGAUCCGGUCUUUAAUGGGACGUAUACAGAUCAGGAGAUGGGCUUGUUGCGGUCUACUUAUGAGAUUUUCCUGGCGUUUUUGAGUUUGCCAUAG
Messenger RNA from Aspergillus puulaauensis, 1722 nucleotides. RefSeq lists its product as uncharacterized. NCBI's taxonomy places the organism in Eukaryota, Fungi, Ascomycota, Eurotiomycetes, Eurotiales, Aspergillaceae. The transcript has a single exon. The record is from RefSeq and is a predicted model, not a curated record. The coding region runs from base 1 to 1722 and encodes 573 amino acids.